Molecule: messenger RNA, 327 nt
Organism: Suillus fuscotomentosus
Lineage: Eukaryota; Fungi; Basidiomycota; Agaricomycetes; Boletales; Suillaceae
Exons: 2
Coding region: 1-327 (108 amino acids)
Source: RefSeq, a predicted model, not a curated record
AUGGUGCUCACGAAUGAAGAGAAAGCAAAUAGUGAAGAAAUCAGUAGCCAAAAAAAAGCUCUUGCUGAGAAGUGCCUCAAGAGGAAGACAGAUUAUCACACCGCACUUGCUGAAGCACAAGACAUACUAAUGCAAGAGGCUGUCAAGAUGCACGAAAUGCUUGGCUCUCACACAGUUGACUACUACUAUGAAGCCAUUAUCCAGACAUCACAUAUGACCAAACACCAGAGGGCGUGCAAUCUGUGGAACACAUACCUCCAUGCUGAAGUGAAAAGUAUAACAAAGCACUACCUGACAAUGAACCUUGUUGUAAGGCUACUGAACUAG